ACCUUUAAAGGAGCCAGGGAAGAACUAGUGACAGAGAUUUGGCAUCAUUUGGAGGGGGGAUUUCUGAAAUGCGGCCGCUCCACCAUUAAAAGUAGAGUGUGGUUUCACCACUUCACACGAAGCCGGAUGUUGUCUCUUGAGGACUGUGUUUAAGAAUAGGGGCGGGGGUGGUUUCCGGUCCUGCCGGCAGCCCAAAGAGCUCAGAAGGAAGCGUGGAUCAGAGGCAGUCUGCAAAGAACAAAGUGGCACAUCCGUGAUAAAUCCCCCAGCCACAGAUUUGGCUGCAUCACAGACCCCAGCACCGAUCUACUGUUUUCCCCAUCGCCAUGGAGGCUUCUCUUGCUGCCUGCAUCCUCGCUGCUCUCCUGGCUACGGGGGCCUGUCUGCAGUGUGAGGUUUGCGAAGGCCAAGGAACCGGCUGCACGGGCACCAUGCGGCCCUGCCCAACUGGGCAGGACUCUUGUGCCAUCGCUGUGACAGUAACCACAAUGGCGGGAGUGAACAGCCGGAGCAUUCACAAGGGCUGUGUGAUGUCCAGCCACUGUAGCACCGGCCCCGUCUCGAUGAAUUUUGGGCAGGGGAUGACGACAAGGACGAGCGUCGCCUGCUGCGUGGGAGACGCCUGCAGAACCACCACAGUUGCAGUGCCCCCGGCGAACACCGAACCCAACGGCCGGCGCUGCCCGGCCUGCUACUCUCUGUCCUCUGAGCAGUGCCGCGAAGAGACCAUAAAUUGCACUGGAUCCGAGACCCGAUGUCUCGACGCUACUGGGACCAUAACACCUGGUCGAAACCCAGUGCAGAUGGUCAUGAAGGGCUGCGUCUCCCAGUCCAUCUGCGACCAGCUACAAGUGGGUUCGGGAACCGUCGCAGGGGUCAGUGCAAGUCUAACCACGGCCAAAUGCACAACGGACUCCGGUGCGGCGGGCGGGGCUCCAGGACCAGCCGGGCUCCUCCCGGCCCUCGCUGGGCUUCUCCUGCUGAAGCUUUUCUCCUGAUUCCCACCCGGUGCAACAGCAACACGGCACUGAAAUCCACCCUGCAGCCUGCGUUAGCCGCUCUCCCCCAGGGCUUCCCGGCUCCCGGAUGGACUCGCAUCCCCCUUUAUA
This is a messenger RNA of Mauremys mutica (yellowpond turtle), 1109 nucleotides long. RefSeq names its product phospholipase A2 inhibitor and Ly6/PLAUR domain-containing protein-like. The record is from RefSeq and is a predicted model, not a curated record. Bases 327 to 998 code for a protein of 223 amino acids. The transcript has 6 exons. NCBI's taxonomy places the organism in Eukaryota, Metazoa, Chordata, Testudines, Geoemydidae. Gene Ontology annotation, molecular function: phospholipase inhibitor activity. Gene Ontology annotation, cellular component: extracellular region.